CGUGACUCAUUUUGCGCAACCAAUAGGAUAAUUUUCACAAAUGAAAAUCAAAUAAAUUGCAAAAAAUAGUUUUUCAUUUAUUGAAUAUUUCUGCAAUUAAUUAUUCAUUUAAUUUCAAUUUGAAGAUGAUAAAAAUUUAAAGCAAUAUUUGUUUUUUCAAAAAUUACACACAAUUAUUAAAAAAAAAAAUAAAAAAAUAAAUAAAUGCUGACAACAUAAUAAAAAAAAAAAAAAAAAACAAGUGUGUACACAAAAAAAAAAAAAAUUUAAAAUUUAAAUGAUAAUUUUGUUUAAAAAUAGCAAUAAUAGGUAUGUCUUAAUAAAAUAAGUAAAUUAAAAAAUUGAUAAUGAAUAGUAAUAGAUAAUUAUUAAAUUAUUAAAAUCAAUUAAAAUACAAAUAGAAUAUGACAGAUUGAAAUAUUGACCAAUAGAAUUACUCGUUGAAUCGGCCAUAUUAACUUUCGCUACGGUAGCACGAAGCAUCGUUGCGUCCCCAAUGAAUUUGUCACUUUAAAAAAUAAAUAUAUCCAUGUGAAGCAAGUUAAUACAUGUGUAUUGUAGUAAAUUACAUAUAUGUAUAUAAAAUAUAUAAUAAUUGUGUGAGUUUGCGUGCAUUGUGUGGCACUUGAACAAUUCAAAGUUUAGGACUCAAAUGUUGAUGAGAAAGAGUACACUAAAAUUACUGACAAAGUGUCAAAUUAUUAAUCAUCACAAUUAUUAUAAUUAAAAAAAAAAGUGUGCAGGGAUCAAGGCGUGAUCGUGGUAGUGAUAAAAUAAAUAAAACCAUGGUUUUGGCUGAAAGAAAUUCGGAAAAUUUAAGAAAUGGUAGGCGAUCUCGAGGUCCCAGCCCCAAUGGACAAACCGAGUCUUCCAGUGAGGAGGAUGGAGUUCCAGCAGAAAAAAUAAGAGUUGGUAGGGAUUAUCAAUCAACUGUGCCUGACUUCAUUCCAAUCAGUGAACGACGAUUAGACAAGUGUCCUGAUCGAGCUCUUCUUGUAUGGUCACCAACUACUCAUAUUUCAGAUCAAAAAUUGGACGAGUAUAUAGUUUUAUCUAAAGAAAAAUUUGGCUACAAUGGGGAACAGGCAUUGGGUAUGCUUUUUUGGCAUAAACAUGAUUUAGAAAAAGCUAUACAAGAUUUAGCUAAUUUUACACCAUUUCCUGAUGAAUGGACUGUUGAAGAUAAAGUUUUAUUUGAACAAGCAUUUCAAUUUCAUGGAAAGAGUUUUCAUCGAAUAAAACAAAUGUUACCUGAUAAAUCAAUUGCAAGUUUGGUCAAGUAUUAUUAUAGUUGGAAAAAAACAAGAACAAGAACUUCAUUGAUGGAUAGACAAGCAAGAAAAUUAACAAAUAGUGGUAAAGAUGGUGAAAAUGGUAGUGAAAAUGGCAGUGAACUUGGCUCAAAUACUGACAGUGAAUCUGAAGAAAAAAUACAAUCAAAUAAACAACAAGUUAGUGCUUUAAAACGUAAAACAGCUGAUGGAAUUGAUGAUUUACGUCCACCUGAAGUAUCAAGUCGUAUCAAUGCACGAUGGACACAAGAUGAAUUAUUACUUGCUGUUCAGGGUGUUAGAAAAUAUGGAAAAGAUUUUUCAGCAAUUGCUGAAGUUAUUGGCACUAAAACUGAAGCACAUUUAAGAUCAUUUUUUGUUAAUUAUAGACGAAGAUUUAAUCUUGAUACAGUACUUAAAGAAUAUGAAGCUGAACAUGGUCCAAUACUUGUUGAAGAUGAAAAAGAUGAAAAGACGGAAAAUGAACAACAAUCAACAACAAAUGAAUCAGCUGAAACAUCACAAAAAAAUAAUAAUAAAACAUCAGUUGGUCCAAGUCAAACGUCAAAAUAACAGACAAAUUUCAUCUCAUAAUAAUCAAUUAAUCACUAAUAUCAAUAUAAUAUUAAUCAUCAAGAUAGAUAAAAAAUAUCAUCUAUAAAAAUUAUUUAUAUUUUUCAUUAAACACACGCGAUUAAUAACAAUUUGUACAGUAAAUUAAUAGGCUCAUUUUUUUUUUUUUUUCAUAUUUUUACUAUUAAGAAAUCUAGAAUUAUAAAUAAUAUUAAUUUUUAAACUAUAAAAUGAAUUAUAAUUAUUCAAUUUAAUAUAAUGAUUUAAUAUUUCAUAAUAUUCGGGGAAAAAAAAUGAAAAAGAUGAUUCAAAAUCAAUUAAUUCUUCUAUAUACUCGUGUAUUUAAAUUAGUAGAUAAAUUGUACAACAAAUAAUAAUAAUAAUAAUAAUAAUAAUGAUAAUAUUAUUAUUUUGUUUUUUCUUUUUCAAUGAUAUUAUAAUUUGUAGAUUAUUAAUAAUACAUUGGGAUUUUUAUGUUAAUUUUGCAACACAAUUUUUCUAUUUCAUAAAUAAAAAACAACAAAUUAAAUUAUUAUAUUAUAAUCGAACGAAAAUUAAUGGUGUGCAAAUUUUAUCCAUCAAUUUAUUUAUUUAUCAAUAAAUAAAUGAUAAACAAAUGCAAAAAAAUAAAUAAUAUGAUGACGUAUUUGAAGCUGUGACAGAGUUUCAUUUAAAAAAUUAUUAUUAUUAUGAUAAUUAGUGUGUAGUUUAAUUGUAAAAUAGCUCUAUUUAAAAAAAUAUAUAUAUAAUUAGUUAGUUGGUUGGUUAAUUUAUUAGCUAACAAGAUAUUUUCUGCACCAGAGUGUUUAGAGUGCAAAAAGAAAAUAACAUGAUUUUUAAAAAAUACGUUACUUAACGUAGUUUUUUUUUUUAUCGAAAAGAAGAAAAAUAAAAAUUGAAAUGAUCAAUUUCAUUGAUUUUUGAAUCCAAAAUUAAAUUAUUAUUAUUAUCACUGCUAGUGUAGGUAAAAAUGCUGUUCUUAUAUGUUUAUUAAUAUAAAAUAAUAUUGUUGAAAUAUCAAUUGUAAAUAAUUUAAUUGUAGAUCAUGAAAAAAAAAAAAAAUAAAUGAGUGAUUCAACAAUAUAUAAUAAUGAAUAUUCAUAUUUUAAAUUAAUUAUACUUGACUGAUGAUGAAUUAUGUAUUUCAAGAUAAAAAUAUAAUAAUAAAUAAUUAAAAAGUAUGUUUUUUUUUUUAUCAUAAAUUUUUAUUAAACUUGAUAAUUAAUA
Aphidius gifuensis is the source of this 3071-nucleotide messenger RNA. RefSeq names its product REST corepressor (gene CoRest). The record is from RefSeq and is a predicted model, not a curated record. The transcript is spliced from 7 exons. Bases 786 to 1844 code for a protein of 352 amino acids. Gene Ontology annotation, biological process: regulation of transcription by RNA polymerase II; negative regulation of DNA-templated transcription. Gene Ontology annotation, cellular component: histone deacetylase complex; transcription regulator complex. NCBI's taxonomy places the organism in Eukaryota, Metazoa, Arthropoda, Insecta, Hymenoptera, Braconidae. Gene Ontology annotation, molecular function: transcription corepressor activity.